AUGACUGCUCUCCGGAACCCAAAGGGAACAGUCACUGCAUCGAGAAGGGGGAUGGAGAAAAACAUCUACGACUUCUACUCUAAUCCCUUCGACAGAUAUGUCCACUUGCCUCCUUACCAUCUAAGGGAAGACGGACAAGUCAUUCCAGAGGUUCUCCCGUCCGAAAUACGAUAUGCUAUCAUGUCGGUAAGAAAUCGUACGGAACCCGGUCCCGACAGAAUAAGACCAGAACACCUGAAGAACCCGCCAGUACUCAUCAACAUCCUGGCGAGGCUCUUUACAGGUUAUCUGUCGGAAUGCAAGGUUCCUAAACAGUGGAAGACCAGCAAGACCGUGUUGUUGUAUUAA
Necator americanus (New World hookworm) is the source of this 348-nucleotide messenger RNA. RefSeq lists its product as uncharacterized. Bases 1 to 348 code for a protein of 115 amino acids. The transcript has a single exon. Lineage: Eukaryota; Metazoa; Nematoda; Chromadorea; Rhabditida; Ancylostomatidae. The record is from RefSeq and is a predicted model, not a curated record.